AGAAAGUUUCACACCGGGGAUCAUUUUUCAGUUGGAAUUAGGUUUUUAAGUUCGUUUCAGUGAAGGACACUCCAUUGUAUGUCAGACUUAAGUAACAGACGCUGCCAAAGCCAUGCUGAUCGAUUGUCUAUGUUUAAUCAUCUCGUAAGUUUAUCUGCAAGAACUGUGAACACAAGCGUGUCUCCUUCCUGAACGAAAUGAAUCCGUUUUCUCAAUCCUGUCGUUGUAGCUGUGAUGCGCAUCUCCUUCAUUAUUGUAGUACGUCUCAGCAGAAGUCCAAACCCUUCAGCGCAUGCCGUUAUGCUUGUAGUGGUUUCAGCCACGCAUCCGAGCACAUGGCUAGUGGCAGGAAAAACAUAACAGGAAGUCUUAAUCCGACAAGUUCUCAAAUGAGAUCAGCGAUCCAUCAAACUUCAGCUGACUCAGCUUUUUUUCUCCGACCACACUUGACCAAAGAAGAGUACGCAUAUUGGACAAGUCACUUUCGCCACUUUUUACAUUCAUGCGACAAGAGGACUGUUACCUAUCAACAAAGGGAGCCUUCUUGCUGCGUCCGUCGGACUGUCAAAGGAUUACCGUGCCGAAGUGAAAGAACUCCGCAUCCAUGCUGUGAUCUUACGGUUCUUGGUGACAGAACUUGUGUUAGGCCGCAACAAAGUACAGUAGAAAUUGUUUCGAAGCCUCAAAGGAAUACAGUGGGAGCUGUCGGUGGGAAAAACACCGUCGACGCACGGGCAUACAGUUAUCCUCGUCCAAAGUACGCUGCUUCUGUCCUAGAAAACGGCAAACAACUUCAAACCAUAUCGAAAGAAAAUGCAUGUGACAAGAAGCAAUCUCUCUUCAAACGCACUGUUCCUUCUCUCCGCUGUACGAAAGGUAACCAUUCAGAUGACGCUCCCGACCGUGGCAAUCAUGGCGCAAACCAGCAAUUUAAGGCAGCAGAGUUACGGAGAAAGAUAAGUGAACGGUAUCUAUGCGGAGACCAAAGCUAUGAGGAUAACCCAUCAGCUCUGACUACAUCGAAACGCGCUGAGAAAUUCCAAACUAGAUCUACUGAACCCUAUAAUUCUACUGGUACGUAUGCUAUGUCUUCAGAACUGAAUUCAUCUUUGAAGAGAAAAUCCAGCAAUUUUUCAGAAUAUGACAACCUACAUCAAGGAACACACAAGAAGCAACGAGUUGGCAAGGAUGCAACCCACCAAGUGCAAAAGACAUCAAACAAAACCAUAGAUUUGAAUGACACUUUAGAAAGCUUUCUGACAGAUUCUCUGCCAUUUCUCGGCAGUUUCGGCGAAGAAGUAAGCCUGAAGAAGAGUGAAGCUCUCGAAAUAUCUAGUCUGUCUGGGAUGGCAGAAGAAACUGUUCAUGGUGACCAGCGCAUUGGAGAAAAAUCCACUCCCAUUAAUUUUGACGGCAACCACCACCACAAAACUGGAGAUGCUAAAGGUGAACUAUCAUCGACUAUUUCCACCGAUGAUGUUCCAGUGAAAUCACAAGUUUUACGCGCGGAGAAGGUGAUUCCCAAAAAGUGCAAAAAUGUCGACGCAGUCAUCAAAACAGCCAAGCCUGUGCAGCGAAAGUUACUGAAAGAUAACAAAUCCUCUCUUCAUGGUAGUUAUGCUCUGGAUUACGAUUGUUUACCCAAACUUGUCAGCGUACUCUCCUCACCCACAGCCAAAGUUGCAUCGUCUUUAAAAGCAUAGAACGUUUCCAUCGUAAAAGAAACCUGGAUCACGUCAGGAUGAGAGGCAUAGAGCCUAAACAAAAGAGAAAAUUAGUCACAAUUAUUUCUUGAUGAAUUAUGAGCUUCUUGUUCUGACUCGAAGGAAAAAAAGGAAAAGUUUUAACCAUGUAUAUAAUUUUUGUCCAGUACUCACCCUUGUUUUGUAUGCGAGUAUGUCCUAUUUAGGUUGGAACAGAAUUUUCGAAAUUUCUAACACUUCGUGGCUGACUGGUCAUAUGAUAAAUUGCAUAUUGAAUGAGUGUGGUCGGGCCGAACGGGAAAGUAUUAAUAGCGCUCUUGGUUAUCACUGCGCUCGGUCCAAACGUAAUGACCGUGAGCCAAAUAUUUUCCUAUCCGGCCCUUUUGAUCAGUCUAUAAAUAAAUUAAUAACUUCCGAGCUACGUGAUUUGCGCGCGCAAAUAAAGGGUCCAGUUUCUAAAGACCGGAUAAGGCUGUUCAACGGGUAAACCACUAUCCAGCAGAUAAGUGUUAACAAAACGUACUGCGGUAUUCACCGGAUAGAGAUUCAUCCGGUAAAUAGCUUCAUCCGUGCUUCGAACAACCGGGGCCAGAGCUAGAAGUAGUAGCUAACGAAUCAUAUACAUACAUUAGCACAGCAAAUAUCCAUUAGUUGAACAACCAUUUAAAUAGUAAUCUGGCUGUUACCUCAAACUAAGCUUUAUCGUUACAUGGUAAUUAAAUUCGUGUUGUUGCGUGA
Molecule: messenger RNA, 2441 nt
Organism: Pocillopora verrucosa
Lineage: Eukaryota; Metazoa; Cnidaria; Anthozoa; Scleractinia; Pocilloporidae
Source: RefSeq, a predicted model, not a curated record